ACGCAUUCAAAAAUUCUCCUUCCAAUAAAACAAAAGCACUAAGUUUUUAAAGAGGAUGAAGAGAUCAGAUUAUCUUAUUUCCUCUCUACGGAAUGCGAUAAAAUGAUUUUUUUUCCUGUUUCCGACACGACCCUCCUCUCUCUCUCUCUCUCUCUCUCUCUCUCUGCGAACCAUCGCAGAAGCAUUUCUCUAGGGUUCCAUUUCUCUUUUAGUAUUUUCCCUGCAUUUUCUUCCGCUUGUGUGGCUCCACGCGCCGAGGCUCUGUUGCCUCUGUUGCCAUAAAUCCAGCUCUCCUCUUCCCAUCACAGAUUCCAUGUUCCGGCUUCAACCAUCAGAAGAGAAAAACUCAAUACACUCAAGCGAUGAGCUAAUUCCCAAGCUUUGAGAUCUGAAGAAAGGGGCGGAAAUUUGAGGACUUUGCUGAAGAAAGCUGCCACUAGUCUUCUGUCACUUCUCUCUAGCCAGUUAAAACUUCCCUUAUCAACUUUGCCAACCAGCUGUAGUCAAAGAGAAAUACCUGAUCCACCAUGACCAUGAGCAACUUAAAGCUAGGUGUGCAGGUUGUGAGUGCCACCAACCUGAUGCCCAAAGAUGGGCAGGGCUCAUCCAGUGCCUUUGUUGAGCUCCAUUUUGAUGGCCAGAAGUUCCGUACCACUACCAAAGAAAGAGAUCUCAACCCUGUCUGGAAUGAAACCUUUUAUUUCAAUAUAUCGGACCCAAGCAACGUCCCAAACCUUGCUCUGGAUGCUUAUGCUUACAACAAUAUAAAUGCUGCCACCCACACCAGAUCCUUCCUCGGCAAGGUCCGUCUCACUGGGACAUCAUUUGUUCCUUACUCUGAUGCUGUUGUCUUGCACUACCCCCUAGAAAAGCGUGGCCUCUUCUCUCGUGUUAAGGGGGAACUUGGUUUGAAAGUAUUUAUUACCGAUGACCCAUCGAUAAAAUCAUCUAAUCCUCUUCCUGCAAUGGAGUCCUUCACACAUUCUGAAGCGCAUGCAACCCAAGCUCCGUCAAUGACUCAACAAGUUCAAAAUCUAUUUUCUGGUGACAAAGCCGAGUCAAGACACACCUUCCAUCAUCUCCCCAAUCCGAAUCACCAGCAACAACAACAACAUUUUACGGCACCAGUGACUGAACAAGCAGUUAAAUACACUGUUGAUGAAAUGAAAGCUGAACCACCACAGCCAGUAAAAAUUGUUCGCAUGCACUCAGCAUCAUCAUCUCAGCCAGUGGACUAUGCACUUAAAGAGACGAGCCCAUUUCUUGGAGGGGGACAAGUUGUUGGUGGCCGUGUCAUACGUGUAGACAAGCUUUCUAGCACCUAUGACCUGGUGGAGAAAAUGCAGUUUCUUUUUGUACGAGUUGUUAAGGCCCGGGAGCUUCCAGCCAAGGACAUUACAGGAAGUCUUGAUCCAUAUGUCGAAGUCAAAGUUGGAAACUACAAAGGAAUUACCAAGCACUUCGAGAAAAAGCAAAACCCCGAGUGGAAUGAGGUCUUUGCCUUUGCAAGAGAGCGAAUGCAAUCUUCUGUAUUGGAAGUAGUGGUGAAGGACAAGGAUCUGGUCAAAGAUGAUUUUGUUGGCAUUCUCAAGUUUGAUCUUAAUGAGGUUCCUACUAGAGUCCCCCCAGACAGUCCAUUAGCUCCAGAGUGGUACAGGCUUGAAGACAAGAAAGGGGAAAAGAUAAAAGGUGAACUGAUGCUUGCUGUCUGGAUAGGCACUCAAGCGGAUGAAGCAUUUCCUGAUGCAUGGCACUCUGAUGCAGCUACCCCUGCUGAUAUCGCUGCAGCUGUCUCCACCCACAUUCGCUCAAAGGUGUACCAUGCACCAAGGUUAUGGUAUGUACGUGUUAAUGUUAUUGAGGCACAAGAUGUCAUUCCAGGUGACAAGAGUCGUUUCCCUGAAGUGCACGUUAAGGUUCAGCUCGGUAACCAGGUGUUGAAAACAAAGACUGUUCAGGCUCGGACAAUGAGCCCACUCUGGAAUGAAGAAUUUUUAUUUGUUGUGGCUGAACCCUUUGAAGAUCAUUUGAUUCUUUCUGUUGAAGAUCGUGUUGGACCAAACAAAGAUGAGGUCAUUGGGAGAGCCAUGAUACCUUUAAACUCUGUUGAAAAGCGUGCAGACGAUAGACCCAUCCACAACCGUUGGUACAACCUUGAAAAGCCAGUUGCAGUUGAUGUGGACCAAUUAAAGAAGGACAAGUUCUCCACCCGACUCCACCUCCGUGUCUGUCUGGAUGGUGGAUAUCAUGUGCUUGAUGAAUCAACACAUUAUAGCAGUGAUCUUCGUCCCACAGCAAAGCAGCUUUGGAAGCCAUCAAUCGGAAUAUUGGAACUUGGGAUCCUGAAUGUAGACGGGCUCCACCCGAUGAAAACACGAGAGGGAAAGGGGACAUCCGACACAUACUGUGUAGCGAAGUAUGGUCACAAAUGGGUGCGUACACGGACCAUCAUCAACAGCCCUUGCCCCAGAUACAACGAGCAGUACACCUGGGAAGUUUAUGAUCCGGCUACAGUUCUUACUGUUGGUGUAUUUGACAAUGGCCAACUAGGAGAAAAGAGUGGAAAUGGUAACAAGGACAUGAAAAUAGGAAAAGUAAGGAUACGUAUAUCUACACUGGAGACAGGUCGGGUAUAUACACACACUUACCCAUUACUGGUCCUGCACCCUUCGGGUGUUAAGAAGAUGGGGGAGUUGCAUUUGGCCAUACGUUUUUCAUGCACAUCCCUGGUGAACAUGAUGUACAUAUACUCUCGGCCAUUGUUGCCCAAGAUGCAUUACGUACGCCCCUUAACGGUGUUGCAGCUUGACAUGCUGCGUCACCAGGCUGUGAACAUUGUGGCAGCUCGCCUGAGCAGGGCGGAGCCACCACUUAGGAAGGAGGUGGUGGAGUACAUGUCUGAUGUGGAUUCCCACCUUUGGAGCAUGCGACGCAGCAAGGCAAAUUUCUUUCGACUGAUGACGGUGUUAUCGGGAUUGUUUGCAGUGGGUAAAUGGUUCGGGGAUGUACGUACGUGGAAGAAUCCCAUUACCACUGUGCUUGUGCAUGUGCUCUAUGUGAUGCUGGUCUGCUUCCCAGAACUCAUACUUCCAACUAUAUUCCUAUACAUGUUUCUGAUAGGGAUAUGGAACUACCGGUACCGGCCACAAUAUCCCCCUCACAUGAAUACCCGGAUAUCUUGUGCCGAGGCGGUGCACCCUGAUGAGCUUGAUGAAGAGUUUGAUACAUUCCCAACGUCUCGCAGUCCAGAGCUGGUUCGGAUGAGGUAUGAUAGGCUGAGGAGUGUGGCAGGAAGGGUUCAGACGGUGGUUGGAGACGUUGCAACACAAGGAGAGAGGAUUCAAGCACUGCUGAGCUGGAGGGAUCCUCGUGCCACGGCAAUUUUUGUCUUGUUCUGUCUUAUAGCAGCACUGGUGUUAUAUGUGACACCAUUCCAGGUGGUGGCUGUUGUGGCUGGUAUAUAUUUGAUGAGGCACCCGAGGUUCCGCCAUAGGUUGCCCUCUGUGCCAAUCAACUUCUUCCGACGGUUGCCUGCUAAGACUGAUAGUAUGUUGUAGAUACGGAGUUGGAUGUUCUGGGGUUGGGGGUGAGCUUGCUCAAGCUCACUUGAUACUUAAUGUUGUUGUUUUCUUGUUAAUUAUGAGCUUCAGUUGUCAAAAUAGGUAAAGUUGAGAUACUUUGGAUCACGUACCAUUAAUAACUAUUUUUCUUUCUCUUCACUCUUGAGAUACCGAAAGUGAAAAAAAAAGAAAGGUAUUUGCCGUGUAGUUCUAGUUUAUACUUGUGUAUUAAUUGUUAACAUGUGAUUGGUAUAGGAAUGUUGAAUUAAA
Molecule: messenger RNA, 3830 nt
Organism: Nelumbo nucifera (sacred lotus)
Lineage: Eukaryota; Viridiplantae; Streptophyta; Magnoliopsida; Proteales; Nelumbonaceae
Product: multiple C2 domain and transmembrane region protein 7-like
Source: RefSeq, a predicted model, not a curated record